Molecule: messenger RNA, 1149 nt
Organism: Kockovaella imperatae
Lineage: Eukaryota; Fungi; Basidiomycota; Tremellomycetes; Tremellales; Cuniculitremaceae
Product: WD40-repeat-containing domain protein
Exons: 7
Coding region: 1-1149 (382 amino acids)
Cellular component (GO): catalytic step 2 spliceosome
Molecular function (GO): RNA binding; protein binding
Source: RefSeq, a predicted model, not a curated record
AUGUCCAUCCGUAAAUCUCCUCCGCCUACGACUCAGCCAGGUCCAGGCUCAAGCGUGGCGUUGGCCAAACGAGCUCGAGUCGAAGAUGAAGAGGAUGAGCACGAUCCAACACGAAUGACAUUGACGGUCGCGUCUUCUGGAGAAGGACAACGAAAGAACGCUCUGGUCCGUACUAUCAAAAGGACAAGUGGGCUCGAAGCGCCAAUCGUAGCUUUAUCAGGAUCUCACGGUGGCGAAAUCACAGCUUGUAAAUUUGAUCCGUCAGGUCGUACAUUGGCAGCGUGUUCAGUCGAUAGGAGUAUAUCCUUGUGGAACACGUUCCCACCACAUGACAACUUUGGACUCCUGCCGAAUGUUCAUAAACAAGCAGUGUUGGAUAUCGGAUUCUCUCUGGAUUCGGAGGUCAUCUAUUCUGGCGGUGCCGAUGGAAUGCUCGUGGCUACUUCUUUACGCUCAGGAGAACGUUUAGCCAGAUACUCUGCCCAUUUUGGGCCGUUGAAUUCUCUGGCAGUGACUAUAUCAGGUGGACGUGAGCUGGUAUUAACGGGAGGAGAUGAUGGGAUCGCGAGAGUGUGGGAUAUCGGGAUGGAUACAAAGGAACCCGUUGCAGAGUUUGAUGAUGGAAGAGAUUGUCCAGUGACGGCUGUGGAAUGGAGUGCAGAUGGAAAUCAGUGUUUCGUCGGAGGUGUAGAUAACGAAGUCAAGGUGUGGGAUCUACGGACAGUCAAGGUUCUUUACAGUCUACAUGGACACACAGAUACGAUCACAUCCCUCGCUCUCUCUCCUUCGGGACACUACCUCGCGACCUAUUCUCUCGAUAGCGCUCUUAUAAUAUACGAUAUCAGACCCUUCUCUUCCGAUCCUAUGCGCGUCUACCGAUCAUUGACGGGCGCUCCGGCAGGUUUCGAAUCUUGUCUCAUCCGCGUCGCUUGGUCGAAACAUGAUGGUGGUCAGAGAAUAGCCGUGGGAGGAGGGGAUCGAACUGUGACAGUGUGGGAUGUAGAAUCGGGCAAAAUAUUGUACAAGUUGCCGGGGCAUAAAGGGACAGUCACGGGAGUAGACCUGCAUCCAAGAGAACCCAUCAUCCUGACUGGAUCAAAAGACGCCAACAUGCUGCUUGGAGAACUCGACGCGACUGACUACUCAUAG